Molecule: messenger RNA, 6139 nt
Organism: Zonotrichia albicollis (white-throated sparrow)
Lineage: Eukaryota; Metazoa; Chordata; Aves; Passeriformes; Passerellidae
Gene: TMA16
Product: translation machinery associated 16 homolog
Cellular component (GO): nucleus
Source: RefSeq, a predicted model, not a curated record
AUGUUCACUUUGUUCCGUUUUCUUCAGCUCAUCAAGGCACUUUCUUUACAUUGGCAAAGUUGUGGAAUUCCAGGUCUGGAAUUUCUCCAUCAUAAUGAUCACCAGGUUCUUGGACUACUUCUACUUCUUCUUUUAUCUCAACCACACGGAUAGCGCCAGCAGCCCCAUUAAUUUCAGCCACCAGCAGCCGCGGAACGCCCGCCGCGCCGGCCGCGCGCCCGCCCGGAGCGCUGAGGCUGCUGCACCGCGGCGCCGGAAGAAGGCUCGCUCGCCAUGGUUGAAGACUGACAAAGCUUUGCGUUUAAGUAUUAUUGGAGAAAAACUGCAAUGGUUUCAAAGUCACCUUGAUCCCAGUAAAAUCGAGUACACAAAGAAGGAAGCUGGUGAACUAAUUGAAAAUUAUAUGUGUCGAUUCAAUGCUGAAUUGGAGCAGAUUGAAUUACAAAACAGUAUUAAAGGCAGACAAGGAAGACAGCAUGGUUCACGGGAAACUGUCAUCAAGCAGACAAUCGAACGUGAAAGACAACUCUAUGAGGGCUAUGGAAUGGAAAUCCCAGACAUUAUGAACAGAAAGCAUCUGAAAUUUUUCAGAGAAUGGGAUGGUGAUCUGAGGAAACUGCCAAACAUUAAAAUGAAAAAGCUCUCUGCAAGGGAUGCUGCCAGCAGUCACCCCGAGGUGACAGAUGCAGAAGCAAAAGAAGACUUGAAGGAAGAAGAAGAGGUGGGCCCUGAUGAACACCAGUUGAUCCAAGAGCUGAAAUAGUGAAAAGAAUUCCCUUUCAAGAGCAAUAAUUCAUUAUAGCUGAUUUCCAGACUUCCCCAAAAGAAGUAAGUUUCAUGAAGGUCAGAGACUUUGCUAAUGAGCUGUUGUGAUUUAUGCUCUGCAGUUUAAGCUGAUGUCUUAAAAUCACCUGCCAAGGUCCUGUGCAGAGUUCCUCUAAUGAAACUGAAAAUAAGCUGAUGGUGAGACACUUACCAUAAUGGUGCUGUAAUCAAGUUCCCUAAGCCUUGACUGUCCACUUUUAUUAAAAUGGAAGGUUUAAUAUGUAACUAGUUACCUGUUACAAAGGAAAAAUAAAAUGAAUCAAGUUAUUAGACUAAAAUGACAGCAUUACUUUAAAAACAGAAUUGCUAAAUAAUAAAUUUGGCAAUAACAAUAUUGCUAAAAAAAAAAUUGAAGCAUCCUACUAAUAUCAGCUCUUAUUCAAGUUAACACAAUUAACCAAGACAGUACCAUGCUGAUUUGGAAACUGAUAAAGGGAUGAUGCCUAUUGCUAAGAUACAAAAUGCUCAAAAAAAUCUCAUCCACACUUUUUAAUGAAAUAUUCUUUUUCCCCAGCUCUCAAAAUUUGGUAGCAAACCUAGAGGUAAGUGGCACUUGAAGAUUCAUUAAAGCCUUUGCCUGAACUUCCAGACUGAUUUGUUCUUUUGACUGUAUCUUCUGGGCUCCUGUAAGUAGCAGUCUUUCUUCUGUGAGCCAAUAACACUUGGGUUUGUCCUUAUCUGAUUUAUGACCUCAUCUUAAUCCUGCUACUUCACUUUUCACUUCUAUGCUGUUUGUGAGCCAUUUUUAAAAUCUGUUGACUGUGUUGUUCACCACGUUCCCAGGCAUGUGCAUACAUAAAUGUAAUGGUCCAUGUUUCAUUAUAGAAGUAUCUCCUCAAAUUAUUAGUGAUUUACUUAACACACUUAAAAAUUACUGUGACCUAUCUUCUUUAUUUGGAAUAGUGAUGAUUACUUUAUUUUCAUAUAUAUUGUCGUCUAUGUGUUAAAAAAACAAAAAGUCCUGUAAUUCAGUUAAUAUCAAUUACAGAUAUUUGUAACUAGCAAAAGUGCAAGUUUGUCCCAGGGUCCACAUUCUCCAGCAGUUUGGCAUAAUUUUCCUUAUCAGUCAAGGUUGUUUUCUGAGCUCUGUGUCAUAGGUAGUGGAAAUGUGUAUACCAGUGGUUUUGGCAAGUUCUUUGACAAUUUCUUUUACUUUUGGGAAUGCUCAUGCAGAACAGCCUUAAUAUUUUAUUGGCUGGGAGGUGUGUGUACAGACAUCAAACUAAACAGAACCCUGCUUCAUGUUCUAACAGUGCCCUUCAUCAAGGGAUUCAGACUCUUUUGUGCAAAGCAAAAAGGCUUAGGGACCCAUACCUCUGGUCUCUUAAUUAUGAAACCAAAAUUGCUUCCACUUUUCUGUAUGCUAAUAAAUGGAAAUUAAUAUAGCUUUACUACAGUAACUUCUUUUUUAUGCUGUUUCUUCUGUAUCUUGCAGGGAUUUGUGAAUCCAUUUGCAUUUACAUAGUGAGCCUAGUUAGGGCAGCUUUAAGAAAAUGAAAAAGUGGCUAGCCUUGAAUGUACAGAAUGAAAUUUGUUAGAACAUUACUUCUGUGUUUUGAACAUAUAUGCUUACCAAUCAUCAGCCAUAUGAUUCCAGCUAGAAUUGUGGUAUUUUGAAACUUAGCUCACUCCCCAGCUGACCAUCUCUGAGAAAGAUAUGGAGUAGGUGGAGCUGUAGAAAACUAAAUUUGGACCUUGGUUGGAACAUUCAUUUUUAACCAAGGUAAGAUUUUUUUUUUUUUUACACUUCACAAAAUGCACAGGCUUUUUUUUAUAAUGCAAACAUGCAAUAUUCCUUUUCAUUAAGAAAUGUCUUUAGGAUUUUCAAAAAGGAGAAAACCUCACCAAAUCAAAGUAUAAAAUAGUACAAAAAAGGAACAGGAUCCAUGCUGACAAUCUGAGCUGGGAUUAGCUUUAAAGUAUUUAACUGUCCAGUCCAUAUUUAAAGUUUUUAUGUGUUGGACAUUACAAAAUCAUUGUAACAGUUUGUACCAAGGCAUUGCUUUCCUUGGACAGCUUUCAUCCUCUUACCUCCCUGGAGUUGAAACCCAGUACUAGUCAUCCAUUAUUCUAUGGAUGCAAAACCAGUUGCUUUCUAGGCUUCUUUAUAGGGUUGAAGCCUGCAAGUUAAGCAACUAUAAGUAUUUUCAAGUGUUUUUGUACUGUGAAGUAUUUUCCUGAGCAUUCUGCCUAGGCAGGGUACCCAGAAGUAGCCCCUUGCAUCUUAGCAGGUUUAUCAGUAUUAAGUAAGCAACUGAGUUAUAUUGUUCACCUUUCUUGCAAGAGUGUGGUCUUGCCAAUCCAUGUUCAGCAUGGGAUGCUCUAGGUAACAAGGUGACAAAUGUAGAUUACUGCAGUACUUUGAGUAAUUUGUUUAAUACAAAUACAUUUUUUCACAACAUUAAGCAGAUACAUUACUUUUGUUUCCCUUACCUUCUGUCUUCCAGUACACAUUCACCCACAAAAACAUACACUUUUUCUUUUGCAAAAGAGAGGGAUUUAAACAAAUAACACAAACUUGUAGUUUUGAAUAUUAUACACAGUAAAAUACUUUCAUCAGAGUAAGUUUCAUUGCAUUAUUGGAAAUUAUAAACUGCUUGUUCUGGAGAUGGGAAAUUUUUUUUUCUACAACAAUAAUAAACAAAAAUAAACGCUACCUUCAGAUAGAGCAGUGUGUGAAUGGCACAGUUGGACUAGUCAAGAAUCUUUGUAAUGCUACUGAUAGUCAGAAGUGGUAUGUUUAUGCCAGUUUGAAAUAAACAUUAUAAUGCUUGUAACUUAAACACAGGAAAAGAAAUGUGCAUGUUCACAGGAGUGAAUACAGGAGCAUCUUGAUCAAACUUCUGGAUCUGACCUGACACCAAAUUACUUCUACCUACCUUUAUUAAAACUUAGGUUGAACAAGCUGUUCCUGCUAAUGGCAGCUCAGAGCCAGGUUCUGCCCUUGCAGGUUUAGCUGGGCCAAAUUCUAUUGUCAGCAUAUUUGCCAGAGCUGCACUGUGGUUACACAUGAGUUUGAUAUGGAUCAUUAUUUGAGAUGGUAUCUUCAUUAAAAAGUCUUUAGACAUCAUCUUAAAACCUUCAGUAUACUGUUCUGUUUAGUUGUGUGGUUUAGGUGGGGUUUUUUUCCAGGACAGAAUACUGUGGUCAGUAAAUUAAUACAGAAAAUUGUACUUUAGGAAUGAAAAAGUAUUGGUUGAUAAGGAUCUGUCUAGUUUAUCCAUGUACUUUCCUUAUUACUGAAGACAAGAAUCCAAGGCAUGGUGGUGUGAAUAGCUCCUUGCCCUCUUGAAGAGGUUGCACCCUGCUUCAGAAACUAAUUCCAAUCCUCCAUGAAAUUCCUGAAAGCUCUAGAAAAUCCAGUGCAUCUAUAAGAGAAAGGGAUGCACAGGUUAACACUGUAAUGCUUUAAAAGGUUAAAGGCUGCUUCAAGCCAGCUGAAAUCUCUCUUGCUGGUGACUUGCCUCACUGUCCAUUUUAUUGACUUGUCUCAGUGUCCCAUUUUACUCCUUUUCCUGCUGUACAUAUUCAGUAUUUCCAAGGGAGAGGAGGAAUUUCAACUGAAGUCUUUCUGCUUUCUUUUAUUUCAUUAACUGUAAACUCAGUUGCAUAUAUGGUUGAGUGCCAGAACAGUGUUGAAGUUGAAGGCAUUAGUAUAAAAGUUUUCACAUUGCCUUUUCUGUUGCUGACUCUUCAGUGUGUUUUUAAAAAAUGUAAAAUCUUGUUGGAUGCUACAGUUCUGCUUUCAGAAUCUUCAGGUAUUUUCUUCUUCUAGGUGAAUUUUAUACUUCUUCAAGGAAAAAACCCCAAUGCAAAUUACUCUCCAGUAAGCUGACAAAAUAGGGGAUAAAGUACUUUCAAUGGGUCAUGAUGCUACUGCAGUCAAAGAACAAGCUGGCUUAAAGAAGCAAGGUUACUUUCACUUAAUAAGAAACUAUUAUUUCAGAAAGCUCUUAGUUAUCUUUCAUAAUAAUGUUCCUUGUCAGUAAAUUUUGCUGAGGUUUAUUGUAAACAUCCUUCCAAACAUUCAGAUGCAGUUGGUAAUUUUAUGUCUGACAUCAGGUACCAUGAGAGUUACCUUUUAACGAGUAGCUUUUGAAAACCAUGCCAUUGCAGACUAUCUUAAGCAUGUGCAGUUACUAGACAUUCCUUAGUCAUGUCAUCAUGCUCUGAAGACCUUCUGAAAUCUCCUCCACAAUUUCAAAUUGAGAAAUGAUUUGGUUCUCUUGUAUGUCGUUUCAAAUAAGAAGCUGCUACAAUUGGAAGUUGCAGUUGUAUAGUUGGGAAAUUAUUUUAUAUAAAAAGUGUGUGCCAUUACAUGAAAAAACUUCAACAUUAUUCCAACUCACCUGGAGUAACUGACAGCAAAUAUUGACAUAUAUUAAGGAUCCAUUAAAGCACCAAGAUUUUGUGUCCUGUCUAGCCAGAUAACCAUCACUUAGUCAUAGCCAAAUUACAAGAGCAAUUCCAGUACAAAAGAAUAUAAUGAUCUGAUUAAGGACACAUUUCUUGCUAACACUGCUAGUAUUCCCUGAGCCUUAAGCCAGUAAACAUUCACAAAGGAAUACCUAGUAUAUAAAUUCCAAUACAUCUUAGCCCCUUAAGCCUGGGUAUUUGCAAGGAUGGGAUGAACCUGUUAUUUCACGGUAAAUAUUUGAGUGUAUAAAGAGAAAAUUUACCAGUAGAAACUUCAAGGCUUCUGUAGAACUCCAGUUCUCUUGUAAUUGUGGCAGAUACCCCUCCUUUAAGUGAAUCUCUACUCUCCUGUCCUCAUUACUCUGGUUCUUUAUAUCCUUUUUUGCUUUUCCUCCUUUAUUAAAUACAAGAUUUAAAAAAGAACUUCCAACUUCUUUUUAAAAUACACAUUAUGUUCAGGCCCCAGACUUGUGCACACCAGUACAUAACUACUCCGAGUCAAUACUUGCUCUUGUGUCCUUACAGUAAACACCACAGUUUUGCAAAGUGAAUCACAAAAUUGGUUCCUUAUACAUAAUUCACCCAGUUGGACACAGGAUUAUAUCUACAUUCAUUUAUCUAUUGCACCUUUUAAUGCUAUUCACACUUCAUUUUUAUAUGCCAGUGCUCAAAACACAAAAUUAACAACUGAACUGUCGAAUCUCUAACACCUUAAGUUUACCUGUACAGAAGGAAACCAUUGAUCUGUUUUUUUUCAGUCAGGAAGAGAAAAACUAGCUUUUUAGAACAAGGAGAUAAAAACUAAUGUUUUCUUAAGAUAUGUAAGUAGGUAUGUUCUAUUACAUCUACCUUUCUGUAUCAUGAAUCUUAAAAAAUAAAACCAAAAGUUGCUUCCAUC